This is a messenger RNA of Staurois parvus, 555 nucleotides long. NCBI's taxonomy places the organism in Eukaryota, Metazoa, Chordata, Amphibia, Anura, Ranidae. The record is from the annotation of a GenBank genome assembly.
ACCCCUCUGUCCAAGUAUACCACGUUCACAGCCACCCCUCUGUCCAAGUAUACCACGUUCACAGCCACCCCUCUGUCCAAGUAUACCACAUCCACAGCCAUCCCUCUGUCCAAGUAUACCACGUUCACAGCCACCCCCCUCUGUCCAAGUAUACCACGUCCACAGCCAUCCCUCUGUCCAAGUAUACCACGUUCACAGCCACCCCUCUGUCCAAGUAUACCACGUUCACAGCCACCCCUCUGUCCAAGUAUACCACGUUCACAGCCACCCCUCUGUCCAAGUAUACCACGUUCACAGCGACCCCUCUGUCCAAGCAUAUACCACGUUCACAGCCACCCCUUUGUCCAAGUAUACCACGUUCACUGCCACCCCUCUGUCCAAGUAUACCACGUUCACAGCCACCCCUUUGUCCAAGUAUACCACGUUCACUGCCACCCCUCUGUCCAAAUAUACCAUGUUCACAGCCACCCCUCUGUCCAAGUAUACCACAUCCACAGCCACCCCUUUGUCCAAGGAUCCAUGGGUGUAUGCCGUCUGGUCCAGGUGCUUUAUUCA